AUGCUUAUGUAUUUUAAAGAUGUAUAUCAAGAACCUGAAAUAAAUAAUGCAAAGAAUGUAUUAGUUCAGGCAGAAGUGAUACAUGGUAUGCACUGCAAGGAUCCCUUUAACUGGCCAAGUACAAUUGAUGACAACUUUAUAUCAUAUUGCAUUGAAAAGGGACCAGCAUUUUUUCAAAAUGAUAAUUGUUCAUUUGAAAAGUCAGCUAGAAGGAAAGAAAAUGAUCAUACAAGGCAUCUGUCACUAACUUCUUUUCAACGAAAGUUACCAAAUGGAGAGAAGUGUCAACGACAAUGGUUAAUGUAUUCUCCUAGUCAAGGAGUUGUAUAUUGUUUUAUGUGCAAGUUGUUUGGAAGUGAUCAUAAAAAAAAAACCCAAAGUCCAUUUGUAAGUACUGGAUUUUCAAAUUGGAAAAAAUCAAAUAAAAUUGUACUUCAUGAAAACAGUCUUGAACAUCAAAGUGCUACAACAAAAUGGUUAGUACGAUCAAAUACAAAAACAUCUGUUAACAAAGAAAUGUGUAGACAAAUUUCAGCUGAAAGGGAUUAUUGGAUUCAAGUGUUUAAGCGUAUAACAACUGUUGUUAAGUUUCUGGCUAUAAGAGGUUUACCUUUAAGAGGAGAUCAUGAAGUUUUUGGAGUCAACAACAAUGGAAAUUAUUUAGGGCUAUUAGAACUCAUCGCUGACUUUGAUCCAUUUUUAAAAACGCAUAUUGAGUUAUACGGUAAUAAGGGGAAAGGCAAUCCAUCAUAUUUGUCAAAAACCAUUUGUAAUGAAAUUGUAAACCUAAUGAAAAAUGAUUUAGUUAACUUUAUGGUUGAAGAAGUUAAACAGGCAAAAUACUUCUCUAUAAUUAUGGACUCUACGCCAGAUCUUGCAAAAAUUGAUCAAAUGGCUAUAGUACUCAGAUAUUGUAUUUCAUCUAAAGUUUAUGAGCGACUGUUUGAUCUAACACCAGUAACUAGUCAUAAAGGAGAGUCCAUUUUUGAUAUCCUAUGUGAAUUUCUAAAAAAUGCUGGACUUGAUAUAAUAAAUUGUCGUGGGCAAUCGUAUGACAAUGCCUCUAACAUGAGCGGUAUAUAUGAGGGACUUCAGGCGCACGUUAAAAAUCAAAACACUUUAGCUGUAUACAUUCCAUGUACAGCCCAUUCAUUAAAUUUAGUGGGUGUACACAGUGUAGAUUGCUGUGAAGAGGCUGUACAUUUUUUUAGUUUUUUGCAGAUGCUAUAUAAUUUUUUCAGUGGCUCUACUCAUAGAUGGACAAUCUUAAUCAAUUCAUUAGAAAAGAAGGAUAAAGAGAGGUUGUUAGUCUUAAAAUCUUUAAGUGACACUAGGUGGGCAUCCCAUUCUGAGGCUUGUCGUGCACUCACUAAAAAUUAUAAAACAAUUUUAACUGUACUUUCUGAAAUAUCUGAAAGCAAAAAUGAAAAUGGGGAUACCAAAUAUCAUGCAAAGGUGUUGUUGAAAAAUAUUUUAAGAGAUUCGAACAUGAUCUAUGAACGUAGAGUUGGAGAGUUUUGCUCCCAAAUAAGUAAUACAUACAAAGAUGAAUGUAAAAGGAAAAUCACAAAAAAAUUUUCUGAUGGUAAUAAUAAGGGUUUAACUGUACUUAGUGGUAAUGAUAAAUUUCGGGUUGAAACGCAUCAUGUUAUAAUUGAUAAAUUUUGUUCAGAACUGGACAAAAGAAUUAAUGCAUAUAGUGUAGUAGUUGAACACUUUUUAUUCUUAACUAGACUACAUGUUGAAUCUACUGAUGAUGUUGAGGAAAGUGUUAAUAAAUUCCUUAGUGUAUAUAAAAAUGAUGUUGAUGAUUCUAUUAAAUAUGAACUAAUACAUUUCAAGCAGUUUUGGGAUCAGUUAAAACCAACAUUUGAUGGAAGUGAUGUACAUAAGAUAUUUGAAUGGAUGACCGAAUAUAAUAUUAUUAAUAUUUUCCCUAACAUUCAUAUUGCUAUAAGAAUAUAUCUUACCAUUCCUGUUGCUAAUUGUACCGCAGAGAGAGCUUUUUCGAAGUUGGCCAGAAUUAAAAAUAAAAAUAGAUCAACACAAACACAAGAAAAUCUAUCAUCAUUAAUGAUAUUGUCUACAGAAAAUGAUAUUUUACAACAUUUAAGCUUUGACAAGACAUUACAAGCAUUUGCUACACAAAAAGCUAGAAAAAAAACUUUUAUAUAA
Myzus persicae (green peach aphid) is the source of this 2175-nucleotide messenger RNA. RefSeq names its product zinc finger MYM-type protein 1-like. Lineage: Eukaryota; Metazoa; Arthropoda; Insecta; Hemiptera; Aphididae. Gene Ontology annotation, molecular function: protein dimerization activity. The transcript has 3 exons. The record is from RefSeq and is a predicted model, not a curated record. The coding region runs from base 1 to 2175 and encodes 724 amino acids.